CGUCAGCGGAAACGGGGCGAGCAGGAAGUAGAAGGCCAAAGCAAGAUGGCGGCGGAAAGCAGUGUCCCGGAGCCUGAGCUGGAUUCUUCUGAUGUCGCAGAAGAUCAGAUGACUUCAGAAGAGUUAGCAGCGCACAAGAGAGAGGCACGCCUUCGGAAAUUCCGAGAGCUUCAUUUAAAAAGGAACGAAGCUCGCAAAUUGAAUCACCAAGAAGUUGUGGAAGAGGAUAAAAGGUUGAAAUUGCCAGCAAACUGGGAAGCAAAAAAAGCUCGUUUAGAAUGGGAGCUAAAGGUAGAAGAAAAGAAAAAGGAUUGCGUGGCAAAAGGAGAAGAUUACGAGAGAGUGAAGCUGUUAGAAAUCAGCGCAGAGGAUGCAGAGCGAUUUGAGAGGAAGAAAAAGAAGAAAAAUCCCGAUCUUGGGUUUUCAGAUUAUGCAGCUGCUCAGUUGCGCCAGUAUCAGAGGUUGACCAAGCAGAUCAAACCUGACCUGGAGAAGUAUGAAAAGCUGAGAGAAGAAAGUGGUGAAGAAUUUUACCCAACUUCAAACAGUCUUCUUCAUGGAACUCAUGUGCCCUCCAAAGAAGGGGUGGACAAGAUGGUUUCGGAUCUUGAGAAACAAAUCCAAAAACGUGAAAAGUACAGCCGAAGACGUUCUUACAAUGACGAUGCAGAUAUUGACUACAUCAAUGAACGGAAUGCGAAGUUCAAUAAGAAGGCUGAGCGGUUCUAUGGGAAAUAUACUGCAGAAAUCAAACAGAACUUGGAAAGAGGAACUGCUGUCUAGGAGAUUCAGGCUAUAGCUCAGAAACAUGGUCAUCUAGUCUUUCCAAAAGAUUCUGUGUGUAAAACCUGUUUUACAAAGGGAGACUGACUUCUAAAACAAUGCAAAGAUGAGGCUUGACUAAGAGUCUUAUUUCUUUAAUAAAAUCACAUUAGAAUUCUUUGUCCUGUACAUAAAAUAUUAGUGGAACAUUAGAAAGGUAAAUGUUUGGAUUUCUAGUUCACAAGACACCUGUGAACAUGUCCAUUUUUUCCUUAUUAAUCAUAAAUGAAGAUAAGUUCAAUAGGUGUAUUAAUUUGGUUAUUAAGCUCAAUUUUAAUGUUACUUUAAUGCAUCAAAAUUUCUGUGUAACUGCAAUUUGUACAGUAAGAUGAUGGAUUUUUACUAGUUUUGAGUGUAAAGUUUACUAAUAUAAUUGCAUUACUUAUCCAGUAGUGUAAACUUCUAAAAGAUGGCUGGCAUUUUGUAGUUUUCUAAUAAGCAGAGAAUCGAUUUUUAAUGAAGAGCUCUAGGAAAACCUAAUGAGGCCUAAUUCUGCCAAAUGGACUAGUUAGGUAAAGCAGUAUGUUUAAAGCAGAGCUGCGGUAAAACAGCCCCAAGGCUAUUAUGCUCUAAGGCAGUAGUUCCCAAGCUUUUUGCUUAACAGCCUUUUUUUGAAUCAAUUUCUAUGGCCUACCACCUGUCUUACAAGUUAAUGCUGUUUAGUAGUGGUAUGGGCAGAGAAAGAGGGGAUAGAUAGUAAGGGCAUGUAAAUAUAAAUAUAUAUAUAUAAACAAUUGUGUAAUGUCCAUGCAGUGAAUUUGUUUUUUUAAGAACUUUGACAUUUAUCAUAUCUCAAUUUCUUCUCAACUGCCACCAGUAUCCAUGAUACAAAACUUGGCCAUACAUAAAACUUCUUCCAAAGUUCAAUAAAUCCAACCAGCUUUCUGUUCAGAA
Messenger RNA from Anolis sagrei ordinatus, 1716 nucleotides. It is a transcript of the gene SYF2, whose product is annotated as SYF2 pre-mRNA splicing factor. Gene Ontology annotation, cellular component: catalytic step 2 spliceosome; Prp19 complex; post-mRNA release spliceosomal complex. The record is from RefSeq and is a predicted model, not a curated record. NCBI's taxonomy places the organism in Eukaryota, Metazoa, Chordata, Lepidosauria, Squamata, Anolidae.